Moneuplotes crassus is the source of this 302-nucleotide messenger RNA. NCBI's taxonomy places the organism in Eukaryota, Ciliophora, Spirotrichea, Euplotida, Euplotidae. The record is from the annotation of a GenBank genome assembly.
UACAGUCCACGGAAUAGUACUUCCGAAAUAUCAGGAUUAUUGCUGAGUGGAGAGAUAGGUUUUCAAGCUCCUCCUCAGUUAUGGUUUUGUUACGCCUGACUUCCCUGUCGAUGAAUGCUUCGAGAGAUCAAUGGAUGCUUAUUAUGAAUGAUCCGAUGAAGAAAAGAGCAAAUAUGAAUGUCAGUAAGAGGAGAGAUAUGUUCAGAAUGCUCCCAUCACCAGAUAUCCCAAAUAAGCGGCAAAGUUUGGUUUAGAUAUUCAAUUCUGGAAGAAAUGGUUAUGAUGGUGGUAAAAAUUUGAGU